AUGCUGGCUUCCGCCACGAGCGGCCGCGAGGGACCGUACCAGGCUGGCUGGGCCUUGAGGCUGGGACGAAGCCUCCGUCCGACGUCGACGACCGGUCGGUUUCGCAAGCACCGUGGCCGGGACGUUGGGCGACGCCGCCGUUCUCACGAAGACACGUCCGCUCCCAUCCUCGGCAUGUUCUGCGGCACGCAGAUGAACCGACCCGACUUAAUCAGACAACAGCAAGCAGGCGAGGCAAGUUUGACUCCACGCCUCCGCCGGGGCCGCCCGACGGUGGACUGA
This is a messenger RNA of Drechmeria coniospora, 282 nucleotides long. RefSeq lists its product as uncharacterized. The record is from RefSeq and is a predicted model, not a curated record. NCBI's taxonomy places the organism in Eukaryota, Fungi, Ascomycota, Sordariomycetes, Hypocreales, Ophiocordycipitaceae. The coding region runs from base 1 to 282 and encodes 93 amino acids. The transcript has a single exon.